Molecule: messenger RNA, 2754 nt
Organism: Closterium sp. NIES-65
Lineage: Eukaryota; Viridiplantae; Streptophyta; Zygnematophyceae; Desmidiales; Closteriaceae
Source: the annotation of a GenBank genome assembly
AUGGUACUACUCGCAAGCUCGCACGCGCGAGCGAGGAUCACGGCCAAGGCGAGAUGGCUAACCCUGUUCGCGCUGCUGCUUCCGCUGCUCGUCGAACAUACAUCUGCCGCCAACUGGCUCGCACCAGGCCACCGACCUUCCCGCGCGCGUGCCAUCACGCGCGGCGACGUGUACAUCGUGCGCCUGCGCCGCGCGCCCGUGGCGGUGCAGGUGAGCGCGCCGUCGACGGCGGCGAGCGUUAAGUUCUCCGGCGCGCUCAGCCCCGACUCCGUCUCGACCACGUCCGCCGCGCUCUUCUCCGCCUCCAUCAACUCCGCGUCCGCCGGCGGCGGCUCGCCCGUUCGCGGCGGUAGCGACUCGGGCAGUAGUGCCGCGAGUGCCGGGAGUGGUAGCAGCAACGGGGGUGUCGGGACCGGGGGGGCCGCGCGGAGGCUGCUGACGGAAGCCAGAUCGGUGGAGGAGAGUGUUUCCACGCGGAUGGCGCGGGAUGGGGGAGACGUUGCGCGGGAGGGCGCGCGGAGAAACAGGCGGAAGCUGGCGGCGGCGGAUUGGGGCGCGGAGACGCGCAACGGGCGGCCGUGGUUCGACCGGUCGAGCGCGUUAAUCCAAUCGCUAGUAGACACGUUACAGGACGAGCAGAAUAAAGUUGCGCGACAGGCGGGACUCACUAACAUCACACGGGACAUCUUAUAUCGGUACUUUUACAUCUCCAACGGGUUCGCGGCGGUGCUGACGGCGGCGCAGGCGGAGAGUCUGCGCAGCGACGUGCGCGUGCUGCAGGUGCUGCGGAGCCGCGCGGUGCAGAAGCAGACGAGCGAGACGCCCGCGCUACUUAAUCUCCCCAAGACCUUCUGGAGCGCGAGUUAUACGGGCGAGGACGCCGUGAUUGGCGUCGUGGACACGGGUAUCUGGCCGGAAAACCCCUCCUUUAGCGAGGAGGGCUACAGCGGGUUCCCGCGGAGCUGGCACGCGCUGUCCACGGACUGUGCGCGCACGGCGGACUUCAAGGGGUGCUCGCGCAAGCUCGUGCAGGCGAGCUUCUUCCCCACGGCGUUUGAGAGCGAGUUCGGCGAGAUUGAUACUUCUUCCGAUUGGCGCUCGCCUCGUGAUGCUGACGGCCAUGGCUCCUGGGUCGCCGCUGCGGCAGCGGGCAAUCGCGACACGCCCAUGACAGUCGCGCGCGGGCAGACCGUGGGCGCGGGCAGCGGCACAGCACCACGGGCGCGCAUCGCAGCAUACAAGGUCUUCUGGCGCAGCAGCGAAUCUUCAGGCCUCGUAGCCACCACCGCGGACAUCGAGCAGGCCAUGGAUCAAGCCGUAGCGGACGGCUGCGCUGUUAUCUUGCUGGCUCUGGGUGCUGUGGACGGCGGGCAGAGCUACUUUGAUGAUCUGCCGGUGCUGUAUGCGAGCAUGGCGGGAACGCUGGUGGUGGCCGCGGCCGGGAAUGGCGGGAAGGGCAGUGAGGCGGCGCGGACUGUCGUAAACUUCUCACCGUUUUACUUGACGGUCGGGGCAACCACCAUCAACCGGCGCUUCUCAGCAAAGCUAAUGCUGUCCAACGGCACAGAGCUGGACGUGAACGGGCUGGGAACGGGCAGCAGCGCAAUCACCAACGUGCCCAUCAUCCACUCGCCCGACGCCAAGCUUGCCUCCGCUGCCGCUGCCCAGGCGGACGGGUGUGCACCAGGGACGCUCGACCCAGCACUGGUGAACGGCAAGCUAGUGGUGUGUGUGGCGGGGGGUGACGUGCCUCUGACCGCAAAGGUGACCGAGGCCAAGGCGAAAGGCGCGGUGGGCGUGGUGCUGCACAGCUCGCCGCGCACCAACCAGCCGUAUGCUCGCGACCUGCCCGUGGUGGGCGUCAGCGUGGGAGACUCCGAUUCCCUCCUCGCCUUCCUCCAAACACCCAAUCCGCAUGCGUCCCUCUCGUCAGCAUUCACAACAGCAUCCGACCUGCCAGCGCCAGUCAUGUACGCAACAUCCUCCACCGGCCCUCUCUCUCAAGGCGCCACCACAGACGUAUUCAAGCCCGACCUCGUCGCUCCAGGCGCCUUCAUCUGGGCCGCCUCCAGAGGCACUACCCUCUCAGACACCACAGAGUUCAAGAUCGGGUCCGGGACGUCUGUGGCAGCAGCACACGUGGCAGGGGUGGCUGCGCUGCUGAUGCAGUGGAAUCCAGCGCUCACACCCGUGCAAGUCAUGUCCGUGCUGACCACUACUGCCAAUGCGACCAUGGUGAGGCAGGACCCGGUGAAGGCAGAUGCGCCCACGCCUAUGGAUAUGGGCGCGGGGCACCUGGAUGUUGACGAGAUGUUCAGUCCUGGGCCUGGGCUGGUUUACAAUGCCGAGGUGCCACACUUUCUGCGGUUUCUCACCGGGCAGGAUGCGGCGCUUGCUGGGAAGAUUCUCCAGGACGGGCAGGAGGUGUCGCCGCUCGCCGCCCGGGAUCUCAACCGGGCGGCGAUCGCCGUGUCGAAUCUGCAAGGCGCGGUUACGGUAACGCGCGUGGUUACCAAUCUGGGCGCCACGGCAACGUAUAAAGCAAGUGUGGUGGAGCCGGCUGGUGUGGAUGUAGAGGUCACUCCUGCAAGCUUCACCAUUGAAACAGGUGCUGCCAAUGCUGUGAGAUUCUCGGUGAAACUGACCCCGCGUGCGGGAGCGGCAGCAGCGGGGAGUGGGUGGAGGUUUGGCAGCCUGACUUGGAGCGACAGUGCGGGCCACAGAGUGAAGUCGGUGAUUGCAGUGGAGGUUUAG